UUAGCCAAUCGGAGCGCUCGGUGUUGGAGGGUCAGAGCUGCAGUGACAAUACAGCAAGAUGGUGCUAGAAAGUACUAUGGUUUGUGUGGACAACAGUGAAUAUAUGAGAAAUGGAGAUUUUUUACCUACCAGAUUACAGGCCCAGCAGGAUGCCGUUAACAUUGUAUGUCACUCCAAGACUCGCAGCAACCCUGAGAACAACGUGGGACUAAUCACCUUGGCAAAUAACUGUGAGGUCCUAACUACAUUAACACCAGAUACAGGGCGAAUCCUCUCCAAGCUCCACUCUGUACAGCCAAUUGGGAAAAUCAGCUUCUGCACCGGUAUCCGAGUUGCACACUUGGCUUUGAAACAUCGGCAAGGAAAGAAUCAUAAAAUGCGGAUCAUUGCAUUCGUAGGAAGUCCUGUGGAAGACCUUGAGAAGGAUUUGGUGAAAAUGGCAAAGCGUUUGAAGAAGGAGAAAGUUAGCGUAGAUAUUAUCAACUUUGGAGAGGAGGAAUCUAACACCGAGAAGCUGACUGCAUUUAUCAACACACUGAAUGGAAAGGAUGGCACUGGCUCUCACUUAGUCACAGUUCCCCCAGGCCCGAGCCUAGCUGAUGCUUUGAUCAGCUCUCCCAUCCUGGCUGGGGAGGGAGGUGCAAUGCUAGGCCUUGGUGCCAGCGACUUUGAGUUUGGAGUGGAUCCCAGUGCUGACCCAGAGCUAGCUUUGGCUUUGCGUGUGUCCAUGGAAGAGCAGAGACAGCGGCAGGAAGAGGAGGCGAGGAGAGCUGCUGCUGCAUCCGCUGCUGAGGCUGGAAUAACAUCGACUGCACCCGAUGAUUCAGAUGAGGCAUUGCUGAAGAUGACCAUUGGCCAGCAGGAAGGGGGCAGGACCGGUCUGCCAGAUUUCAGCAGCAUGACUGAGGAUGAACAGAUCGCUUAUGCAAUGCAAAUGUCUUUACAAGGAGCAGAAUUUGGCCAAGCAGAGUCAGGUGAUUUAGAUAGCAGUGGUGUGAUGGACACAUCUGAGCCUGUCAAGGAGGAGGAGGACUAUGAUGUGAUGCAGGACCCAGAGUUUCUACAAAGUGUCCUUGAGAACUUACCUGGCGUUGACCCAAAUAACGAGGCCAUUCGCAAUGCCAUGGGUUCUCUGGCUUCCCAAGCAUCAAAGGAUACAAAGAAAGACAAGAAGGAGGAGGACAAGAAGUGAGGUGCUGCAGCUCUGUGCUUAUAAACUAAUUAUUAUGGGCUCUCAGAGGUGUGCUGGGGGUCGGGCAUGAAGACGUUGUUACUGGUUGUAGUCAUUAAUAAAAAUACACACUAUCCCUCUGAUCUGGCACCCAUCACUGGUUACUUAACCAAGCCACUUGGAAAGAACAUCCUGCUCCUGGAAGGGCUGAGUGCUCACGUCAACCAUCAUCUAAAUCCUACCUAUUGUCAGUAUGAGGACUCACUCUUAUUGCUCAGAGACACUCUGCUCAAUCAUGUUCUAGAAUAUAAAGUGUGCUAAAUCCUGUUGGAGAAGCUGAGAACCGCAUACUACAUUAGAUAUACUCACUGUCUCUUCCCUCACUCCUUGCCUCCUGCACUCUUGUUUUCUGUCACUCAUUGAGGUGGUGAAUUACAAAGCAGUUUGUGUGAUCCCUUUCCAUGAGGGUUAUGGGUUUGUUUGUUUGUUUUUUAUUUUUUUUCGGGGUAUUUUUUAGAAAACUCUCCCAUAAACUCCCUUGAUAGAUCCUGCGUUGGAAUUAGAAAAGUGCUAUAAAACCCAGAUUGUUUACUCAGGGAGACAUAUUGAAUAUGAAAGUGAUGAUAACUACAUUGCCAUUUUAAUCUGCAGUGGAUGAAAGCUCUGUCAGGUUGCCUACAGCCUGUUCAAAUCUGCCGGUUACUCUAACAAGGUGAUCCUAUAGAGGGACAGUAUACUAAAAUAAAUUCCAACUUGCCUGUAUAUCCUAAAUCAUUGCCCACCAUGUAAUGUCUGAUGUUCAAAGUGAUAAUAGUGGGAGUGUGUAGGUGCAGGAUGUGGGAGUGUUGGUAAGAGUAUGCAGUGAUUGAGCUAAAUAUAAACGGGAGUUACAAGAAUCUGUGAUGGCGAUGUUGGUUCUAAAGAUCAUUUUUGAGUUAUUUAAAAAAAGAAAUGUCCCUCACAGCUGUUUGCUUAUUUAGGGGCAGAGACGGCAUUGCUGUGUUGUUGCUCCUACUUUAAACCUGUAAACUUUUGCAAAAGAUAUUUGAAAUUAUAAAGUAUUGAAAAUAAAAUUGGUGACAACCUUCUUUUA
Molecule: messenger RNA, 2264 nt
Organism: Pelobates fuscus (common spadefoot toad)
Lineage: Eukaryota; Metazoa; Chordata; Amphibia; Anura; Pelobatidae
Gene: PSMD4
Product: proteasome 26S subunit ubiquitin receptor, non-ATPase 4
Exons: 10
Coding region: 59-1192 (377 amino acids)
Biological process (GO): proteasome-mediated ubiquitin-dependent protein catabolic process
Cellular component (GO): nucleus; cytosol; proteasome regulatory particle, base subcomplex
Molecular function (GO): polyubiquitin modification-dependent protein binding
Source: RefSeq, a predicted model, not a curated record